UCUCUCUGCUUCAUUUUGAUCCCCACCGUCGCAUUUCGUAGGAGGCCGGAGGAAGCGCCGCUACCGCCGAACACGCCCCCCUUCCCCGCUCUCGAAAACGCUCGACGAUCCCAUCGCCCACGAAAUCAGAAACCCUAGAUGAAUCAUCGGCGCCCAAUUACCUCCUAAAUCCGCUUCAAUUCCCCUCUCGGAUCGCGAUGAUCGCCUGAAUCGUACGGAUUCGGCCCUCGUCGCCGCAGAUCCGUGCCUACGAUCCAUUUCUCGUCCAAUUCAGGAGCAGCAUGUUAAUCUUAUGAGAUGACUCAGCGGUGGCUGGAUGAUGGAAAGUUCCCAGCAUCUGAUCCGCCAUCUUGUUUUAAUCCUACUUCAUCAUAUUCAACCGUGAGACGCAGAAAUGUCUUUCAGUUGCUAGUUCAGAGGGAAAUUUCCCCUCGGACAAAACGAUGUAGGAAAAACCUUUGGGGUGAAGUUUCAACUUAUGAACCUGACAAUUGUUGGUCAAGAUGUGAAAUGACAGAUGCAAAAUAUGCUCUUUCUUCUUGGGUAGAAUCAGAAUCGUUGCGUCACUUGUCAGCCAAAUACUGUUCCCUUCGACCACCUCCUAGGUCCACAAUUGCGGCAGCAUUUAGUCCUGAUGGAACUACACUUGCCUCGACACAUGGUGAUCACACUGUGAAGAUAAUUCAUUGCCAAACUGGAAACUGUCUUAAGGUGUUGAGUGGCCAUCGGCGCACUCCUUGGGUGGUCAGGUUCCACCCUUUAUUCUCAGAAAUACUAGCUAGUGGUAGCUUAGAUCAUGAAGUUCGUCUGUGGGAUGCACGUACUGCAGUUUGUAUAGGAUCUCACACUUUCUAUCGCCCCAUUGCCUCUAUUGCUUUUCAUGCACAAGGAGAACUUCUUGCUGUAGCUUCAGGUCAUAAGCUGUACAUAUGGAACUACAACAGGAGAGGGGAGGAUUCUUCCCCGGUAAUGGUACUUAAAACUCGCCGUUCACUAAGGGCUGUGCAUUUUCAUCCCCAUGCUGCUCCGUUCCUGUUAACAGCCGAGGUUAAUGAUAUUGAUUUGGCAGAUUCACCUUUGACGGUUGCAACAUCUACUGGUUAUUCACACUAUCCUCCUCCUGCUAUAUUUUUAGCAAACGUUAAUGGCAGUCUCGAGCAACAUCUAGAGGCUAAAGUGCCUCUUAUACAUUCUCCUUGCAUCUUCUGGCCAGCAGUUGGUAAGGAUGAUGGGAGAACUCAGCCCAAUUCAGAUGGGCUCAAUCAGGACAACCACUCAGCAACCUCAAUGGAUAUUUCUCCAGAAGAACCUUCUGGCUCUAACACUGUAGCAGAAAUGCAUCUGAGAAAUGUAGAAAGUACGCAUCUUCACCAACUUUUGCCCUUCAAUGAUCCAUCCUGGUGGGACCCACCCUUUUCGCAGGGUUGGUUAAUGGUUCAAACUAACACUGGAUCUGAUUCUCGUACUGUUGAACCUCUGACAGCUUCCUCUUCGAUGGCUACUGCUAUGGGCAACUACAGGGCUCGUGCACACUUAGUUUCAAGUGCUGUCUUGGGUUCUAGAGAAGGUGCCUUGUUUUUCGGUGCCCAAAAUAAUGAAGCUGAGGUUCAUCCUAGUGCCCGUGGUAUCGGAUCUGAACUUCCCUCAUCAUUGGCAACAGCAGGAACUGCUGAAUUACCUUGUACAGUAAAGCUUAGAAUAUGGCCACAUGAUAUACGUGAUCCAUGUGCUCUUUUAGAUCCAGAGAGAUGCCUUUUGACUAUAUCACAUGCCGUGCUUUGCAGUGAAAUGGGUGCUCAUUUUUCUCCGUGUGGGCGGUUUUUGGUAGCCUGUGUUGCCUGUUUGCUGCCUCACAUGGAAGUUGAUCCGGGUAUCCAAUCAUCGCAGAUGCAACAUGAUUCUAUAGGGGCUGCAACAUCCCCAACCCGCCACCCAGUUUCUUCACACCGGGUGAUGUAUGAGCUUCGUGUCUAUUCCCUUGAAGAAGCAACAUUUGGAAACAUUCUGGCUUCAAGGGCAAUCAGAGCUGCUCAUUGCUUGACCUCCAUUCAGUUCUCUCCUACAUCAGAACACAUUCUGUUAGCAUACGGUCGUCGCCAUAGUUCACUUCUUAGGAGCAUGGUGAUCGAUGGGGAGACUGCAAUACCUAUAUACACAAUCUUAGAGGUGUAUAGAGUUUCAGAUAUGGAGCUUGUAAGAGUUCUUCCCAGUGCUGAAGAUGAGGUUAAUGUUGCAUGCUUUCAUCCUCUAGCCGGAGGGGGCCUUGUUUAUGGAACAAAGGAAGGCAAGCUCAGGAUUCUUCAGUACAAUCGCCAGCAUGAUACGAACUGCACAGGGCCAAACUUCUUCUUUGAGGAAAAUUUGCUUGAGAUCCAGAAGUAUGCCUUGGAAUGCUGAAAAUUGGCAUCCGCUAUCAUUUUAUCAAUCCAUCUACUCUUUCAUAUUGGCGGAUAACUAGUAUAGAACGACACUCAAGGCCUACUUUCCUUUGCAGGCUGAGUACAAAAAUCUUUGACUUUUCUUCCCAACUAACUCAAAGCUGAAGUUCACUGAAUUGUUUAUUUCAGUUAAUCUAUGAAAGGGCUUGAGCUGGUUCCAAAAAUACUCGAGGUCUGCCGUCAAUGGGAAUACAGAUGUUUGUGUUAUCAUUUUUCCACAUUGUAACCUGCGAACUGUAUCUCCAACUCCCUUUUGUGUCGAAUGUACAUUGCUAGUUAAGCUCAAGUCUAACCUAUUAACUUUCGCAAUAUGCUUUAUGUUUUUUUGCCUUUUUCUGUUUUUCUGUACAUUAGCGUCUAUAUAUAACAAUUUAUUUUUCUUUAAGCAA
This is a messenger RNA of Ananas comosus (pineapple), 2827 nucleotides long. RefSeq lists its product as uncharacterized. The transcript is spliced from 17 exons. Gene Ontology annotation, molecular function: protein binding. The record is from RefSeq and is a predicted model, not a curated record. Gene Ontology annotation, cellular component: intracellular membrane-bounded organelle. Lineage: Eukaryota; Viridiplantae; Streptophyta; Magnoliopsida; Poales; Bromeliaceae. Gene Ontology annotation, biological process: autophagy. Bases 298 to 2397 code for a protein of 699 amino acids.